Molecule: messenger RNA, 757 nt
Organism: Solanum lycopersicum (tomato)
Lineage: Eukaryota; Viridiplantae; Streptophyta; Magnoliopsida; Solanales; Solanaceae
Source: RefSeq, a predicted model, not a curated record
CUUUUUUUUUUAAAAAAAAAAAAAGAAGAGAAAAUUCUAGAAAGAAGUUCCAUUUCUAGAACUACCUUCUCUUCGCCGACACAAAAUCGCAAUUCUCAGAAAAUCGAAUCACAAAAGUUAACAACAAUGGCGUCGGCAGGCAAAUCGCUGAUUCAAACUGUAAAACGCUACUUGAAGAAGCCAUGGGAGAUCACAGGACCUCAAUCGAGUCCAGAAUAUGUAUCCGCCGUACCAAAAGCUACAGAGUACAGAGUUACCUGCCCUGCUACAGCACAAGAUCAAGCUAUAAUCCCCACCUCAAAUCCCGAUACGGUAUACGAUAUCAAGUACUUCUCUCGUGACCAGCGGCGUAAUCGUCCUCCUAUAAGGCGCACUGUUCUUAAAAAAGAUGAUGUUGAGAAGAUGAUGAAGGAGAAGACAUUUAGUAUUGAUGGUUUUCCGAAACCCUACUUGACUGCUAAAGUUGAGGAAGAUUAUAAUGCUAUUGGUGGUGGAUACCAGAAAUGAAGGCUCUCUAGUCAUGGCUAACUCGUCCUGCUGCAAUAACGUGCCUGGUGUGUGUGUGUUCUCUGGUGUAAAUUGGUCAGAGUCAGUUGUUGCUUCAUGAUGUACCAUUUGGAAUUUUCAGGAAUUGGUAGUGCCAUAGCAUUAUGAUAUUUGUAACAUCUUCUGUUUUAAUUGUGAAUCAAUUCUAAAAAGAAUAUCUCGUUUUAUAUUUAGCUAGUUUUUCAAUCUUAUCAGAUUUAAAAGUUUCGAA